AAUGUUAUCUUUAAUUCCCUCUGCAAGCCUAAAAAGUAGGUAUACUGCGAUCCCCUUCUGAAAAAUGAGGAAAGGGAGAUCCAGGUGGUGAAAUGCCUGGCUCAGGUUUCCCACUAAUUGGCAGGGUCAGGAUUUAGCAGCUUCAAAGAACGGGCCUUCUCCACUACUCCAGGGAGUCUCCAAGACACUAAAGGGGAUUAGACCUGUUUCCCACAGGUUUAGGAAGAAUUUGGAUUCCAAAAACAGCUGGAUUUUUAAAAUCAUAAAAACACCUGCUGUAUUAUCACCUACAACGUGUCUCUGUAUAGGCUUAAAAAGGCUCGGCAGCUUUAUGGGUUAUAUAUGGUUUUUUACCCACCUUAUCCUGUUUAAUCUUAACUGCCCCAUGAGCAGGUUAUAUCAUCUUCCCAAUUUCACAGGUAAAACUAAGGAUCAAUAGACCAACUCUCCAUAGCUUGUAGGAAGUGGCAGAGAUGAGAAUGCAAACUCAGGCCUGAUUUGCAAGUGUUUCCCUCUGCCUCUUGCCUGUAAAAAGUAGUUUGUAAGAAACACACUUUAUUCAGUAACACAAACGAAAAGAAAAAGGUUUUCUGUUGCCAAGAUUCACAAGAAAGGAGCUGAGUUAGUGGUCACUCUCUGCCCAACACCCUAAUUUCACAAGUGAAGUUCCAACAAAGUAGGCCUCUUGGAAGAAAUGUAGACGUCGCUGUCCUUUAACGAGGAAAAUUGCGGUUCUCCGGACUUCACGUCUACGCAUCGCUUCACACCAACGCUGCGCAGCACCACAGGGCAGAAAUGGGUGCUUGUGGUAUUCCAGCACAUAGGACCUCCUCCCCAGGACGCAGUAACCCGCACUGCUCAUAUAUUUGCAUUUCUGUGGCUCUCCUGUCAGCCUGAGUCUGCACUAUGUGGUAAGCGCUUGACAUUCGCCGUCUCAUUUCCCCAACUCCACUCGCAGUUCCCCUUUCCGUGCAGGCUAAGGACAGAUUCAGGUUACCGGAGAGAAAGAACAUUUCAAUGAAUUUGUCAGUCGCCUUUAUCGCUAUCAAAGCCAAUCGUGACAAGCUUGUCUUUUAAUGCGGCAACCAGUACUCGCGCAUAAGCCUCAUAGAUUUAGAGAGGCCAUUUCAGAAACACGACCGAAACUUAGGUAAGUCAGCUUUGCCCAAGAUCACGCCACUCGCAAAACAGCUGAGGUUCGAACCGCACUGGGGAAGGCUCGGAAGACCCCAAUCUCCUAUCUCAAAUUCCCACUGCCGAAGCCCCACGGUUCUCUGCCUAUGCGAACCGUGCAAAUACAGCGGUGGUCGCGCCACAGGCCGCGCUAGCCGCCAGCCCAGGCCCAUCUAGCCACCGCCUCCAGGAGAGUGGCGUGUCGCGAGUCUCGGGUCCCAAGUGCCGUCCGCUCUGCCCUGCAGCGCGCGUGGGAACGCGGCGGCGGGGGCCUCGGGGCUGCCCACGGCGACCGCCUGCGCGGACGGGAGCGGGCUUCCGCUGUCCCCACCGUGGCCUCGUUCUCGCCGCCAUCGCCUCCCCACCGCCCGGCGCGCGCAGGGGCUGGCGUCCGGGGAGCGCGCGGCGAUGCUUCUUUUUCGCCCGGCACCGCUGCAGCCACCUCACAUCCGGGCGCACGGCGGGGAAGGCGGUGCCGGGGCCCGGGUGCAGAGCAUUGUAGACCAAGGAGCCAUGGAUAGGAGAAGUGUGGGUGAAACAGAAAAUGGAGAUGCUUUCCUUGACCUGAAGAAGCCGCCUGCCUCCAAAUGCCCUCAUCGCUAUACAAAAGAAGAACUCUUGGAUAUAAAAGAACUUCCCCAUUCCAAACAGAGGCCUUCGUGCCUUUCUGAAAAAUAUGACAGUGAUGGUGUCUGGGACCCUGAGAAGUGGCAUGCCUCUCUCUACCCAGCUUCAGGGCGGAGCUCACCAGUGGAAAGUCUGAAGAAAGAGUUGGAUACAGACCGGCCUUCCCUGGUGCGCAGGAUAGUAGAUCCAAGAGAGCGUGUGAAAGAAGAUGACUUAGAUGUUGUUCUCAGCCCUCAGAGACGGAGCUUUGGCGGGGGCUGCCAUGUGACAGCUGCUGUUAGCUCCCGGCGCUCAGGAAGUCCAUUAGAGAAAGAUAGUGAUGGGCUUCGUCUGCUUGGUGGACGUAGGAUUGGCAGUGGGAGGAUAAUCUCUGCCCGGACCUUUGAGAAGGAUCACCGUCUUAGCGAUAAGGACCUGCGGGACUUGAGAGACAGAGACCGAGAGAGGGACUUCAAGGACAAGCGUUUCAGGAGAGAGUUUGGAGAUAGUAAGCGUGUCUUUGGUGAGCGCAGAAGAAAUGAUUCUUAUACAGAAGAAGAACCAGAGUGGUUCUCUGCUGGACCCACAAGUCAGUCUGAAACCAUCGAACUGACUGGCUUUGAUGAUAAGAUACUAGAAGAAGAUCACAAAGGGAGAAAAAGAACAAGGCGACGGACAGCCUCUGUGAAGGAAGGUAUAGUAGAGUGCAAUGGAGGAGUGGCGGAAGAGGAUGAAGUGGAGGUCAUCCUUGCACAGGAGCCUGCGGCUGAUCAGGAAGUGCCAAGGGAUGCCGUCUUGCCUGAGCAGUCCCCAGGAGACUUUGACUUUAAUGAGUUCUUUAACCUUGAUAAGGUGCCAUGCUUGGCUUCGAUGAUAGAAGAUGUUUUGGGAGAAGGGUCAGUCUCUGCCAGUCGGUUCAGUAGGUGGUUCUCUAACCCAAGCAGAUCAGGAAGCCGAUCCAGCAGUCUUGGGUCAACACCACAUGAAGAGCUAGAGAGACUUGCAGGUCUGGAGCAAGCCAUCCUCUCUCCUGGACAGAACUCGGGGAAUUACUUUGCUCCUAUACCAUUGGAAGACCAUACUGAAAAUAAAGUGGAUAUUUUAGAAAUGCUACAGAAAGCCAAAGUGGAUUUGAAACCUCUUCUUUCCAGCCUUUCUGCAAAUAAAGAAAAACUUAAAGAAAGCUCACAUUCAGGGGUUGUGCUUUCAGUGGAGGAGGUAGAAGCAGGUCUGAAGGGCUUGAAGGUUGACCAGCAAGUGAAGAAUUCAACUCCCUUCAUGGCAGAACACCUAGAAGAGACCUUGAGUGCUGUAACCAACAAUCGACAACUCAAGAAAGACGGAGACAUGACUGCGUUCAACAAGCUAGUGAGCACAAUGAAGGCAAGUGGAACUUUGCCUUCUCAGCCCAAAGUCAGCCGAAACCUUGAAAGCCAUUUGAUGUCCCCUGCUGAGAUUCCAGGCCAGCCUGUCCCUAAGAACAUCCUGCAGGAACUUUUGGGUCAACCAAUUCAGAGACCUGCUUCUUCCAAUCUUCUGAGUGGCCUUAUGGGGAGCUUGGAGCCUACAACAUCUUUACUGGGCCAAAGAGCACCCUCUCCUCCCUUGUCACAGGUGUUUCAAACUCGAGCAGCCUCAGCUGACUACCUUCGCCCAAGAAUACCAUCACCAAUUGGUUUCACACCAGGACCACAGCAGCUACUCGGAGAUCCAUUCCAAGGCAUGCGCAAACCCAUGAGCCCCAUCACGGCCCAGCAGAUGAGCCAGCUGGAGUUGCAACAGGCAGCUUUAGAAGGGCUGGCCUUGCCACAUGACCUUGCUGUACAGGCAGCAAACUUCUACCAGCCUGGUUUUGGCAAACCACAGGUGGACAGAACCAGAGAUGGAUUCAGAAACAGGCAACAGCGAGUGACCAAGUCACCAGCACCAGUGCAUCGAGGGAAUUCCUCUUCCCCUGCCCCUGCUGCCUCCAUCACAAGCAUGCUUUCUCCUUCCUUUACCCCUACCUCAGUGAUUCGUAAGAUGUAUGAGAGCAAAGAGAAAAGCAAGGAGGAGCCAGCAUCUGGAAAAGCAGCUCUUGGUGACAGUAAAGAGGAUACUCAGAAGGCCAGUGAAGAAAACCUCCUGUCAUCCAGCUCUGUACCCAGUGCCGAUCGAGACUCUUCUCCCACUACAAAUCCAAAACUGUCAGCAUUACAGAGGUCUUCGUGUUCCACCCCACUGUCCCAGACCAACCGUUACACCAAAGAACAAGAUUAUCGACCUAAAGCAACUGGGAGAAAAACACCCACCUUAGCAUCCCCAGUUCCUACAACACCUUUUCUCCGCCCUGUCCACCAAGUUCCCCUUGUCUCCCAUGUCCCUAUGGUUAGGCCUGCUCACCAGCUUCACCCAGGGUUGGUACAGAGGAUGCUGGCCCAGGGAGUACAUCCACAGCAUCUUCCAAGUUUGCUCCAAACUGGUGUGCUUCCUCCUGGGAUGGACUUGACUCAUUUACAGGGAAUAUCUGGCCCCAUCCUGGGUCAGCCCUUUUACCCUUUACCUGCUGCUAGUCACCCUCUCUUAAACCCUCGUCCUGGAACACCUCUGCAUCUGGCAAUGGUGCAACAGCAGCUACAGCGCUCAGUUCUGCAUCCUCCAGGCUCUGGUUCCCAGGCGGCAGCUGUCAGCGUUCAAACCCCUCAGAACGUGCCCAGCCGGUCGGGCCUGCCCCACAUGCACUCCCAGCUGGAGCAUCGCCCCAGCCAGAGGAGCAGCUCCCCUGUGGGCCUUGCCAAAUGGUUUGGCUCAGAUGUGCUACAGCAACCCCUGCCCUCCAUGCCCGCCAAAGUUAUCAGUGUAGAUGAAUUGGAAUACCGACAGUGAUCAGGGCAGGCAGACUCAACUAAGCCCAGACCUGUGGUGGCACCCUGGGCAGGACCCUGCUUCCUCAUCUCGGGUUGGUUUAUGGGAUUUUACUUUGGAGCACUCUGUGUGAAGCUAUUUGGUGGAACCCAUGCAUCUGGUGUGGUCCGCAUUAUGAUGGAAGGAUCUUAACCAGUUGAGUGGAGUGUACCUUGUCUGAAUACAGGAUGCACAACAUUGUCAAUCCUGGAAAUGGUCUUUCUUUUUUGUAAGAUAUGUGAAUGAAGUGUUGGUGUCCUCACCAAGAGGUGGCACCUAAGGGUUCUGAGGAAAUAAAUGUAUAGACCCUUAUGUACAGACCUGUGUAUAAACAACUUUUGUAUAUACAUAUAGGAUAGCUUUUUUGAACUUAUACAGCUGUACAUAAAAGUAGCUGAUAUUAGUUAGGCCUGUGUCAACAGUUUGGAUUUUUUUCACUUGUACAUUUGGGAUUUUCUUUUGGUUGAUUAAAAUUGCAUAUGCUAAGUGUGUGAAUGAAGUAA
Molecule: messenger RNA, 5165 nt
Organism: Nomascus leucogenys (northern white-cheeked gibbon)
Lineage: Eukaryota; Metazoa; Chordata; Mammalia; Primates; Hylobatidae
Gene: EIF4ENIF1
Product: eukaryotic translation initiation factor 4E nuclear import factor 1
Biological process (GO): negative regulation of translation
Cellular component (GO): cytoplasm; nucleus
Molecular function (GO): mRNA binding
Source: RefSeq, a predicted model, not a curated record